AUGCCCUCCUUCAACUUCCUCGCGCUCGGUGUGCUUGCCGGUCUCGCCGCCGCACAGGUUGUCCCGACUGCUCCUGGUCCUGGAGAGGUCUUCAAGGUUGGCAGCAAGUGCAACAUCGAAUGGAACCUGGACACGACGGGCAAGUGGACCAGCUUCGAGAUCCAGCUCAUGACCGGCUCGAACCUGGCGAUGGUCCCCGUGCAGACGGUCGCAACAGGACUGGACGGGACGAGCGGUAGCGGCACGGUCGACUUCACCUGCCCCGACGUUACGCCCAACAGCGCCAUCUACUUCUACCAGUUCAGCCAAGCCGGACAGCCGACGUCCUGGACUACCCGCUUCACCAUCGCCGGCGCAGACGGUUCGACCACUCCUCCUACGCAAUCCACGAACGGCAUCGCAUGGGGCACCGGCUCGCUCGUCGGCGAAUCGGGAUCGGCAGGCUCGUCGGCGGCCGCGGGCGGCGCUGCGGAUGCGAGCACCUCCCGCGCGACCGGCCGCUCGCGCAGUGUCGCCGCGACUGGCGCAUCGGGCCUCGCAUCGCUCGCCGCGUCUUCGUCGGCUCCCUCGGCCGUCACCGUGACGAGCGUGAUCUCGCAGUCGUCCGCGAUGUCCUCCAGCAGCGACGCACCCGUCUCGACCGUCACGAUGACUUCCUCGCCCUCUUCGUCCGCCUCGUCCUCUUCGUCAGCAUCGGCUGCGGGUCAGUCCGCCUCCUCCUCGACGAGCAACAACAACAGUGCCGGCUCGACCCUCGGCUCGUCCGUCGCGCUCGUCCUCGGCGCUGCCGCUCUCGCCCUGGCCGUCUAA
Rhodotorula toruloides NP11 is the source of this 810-nucleotide messenger RNA. Its product is annotated as Cell wall beta-glucan synthesis family protein. Lineage: Eukaryota; Fungi; Basidiomycota; Microbotryomycetes; Sporidiobolales; Sporidiobolaceae. The transcript is spliced from 4 exons. The record is from RefSeq and is a predicted model, not a curated record. Bases 1 to 810 code for a protein of 269 amino acids.